UUGAAGUGCUUGAUUUAAACCCCUAUAAAUACCCACUCUAAUCCAUGCUUUCAUAUCAUCACAUUCACUACCAUUUUAGCUUUCCAAUUCCUUCUUCUUCAGCUUUCACUCCUUCACCACUCUUCAUACUAGAAUGGCAUCAGUUGAGGUUGAAUCAGUUCCAGUGGCGGAGAUCGUGGCUCCAGCUAAGGCACCGGAGAAAGUGGAGGUGAAGGAAGAAGUGGCCGAAGCCGAGCCAAAGAAAAUAGUGGCGGCAGUGGAGGAGCCAGUUGUUGAAGCCGAGACGAAGGAAGUUACUGCUGAAGAGACAGUGGAGGUAAAAGAAACCGAAGCAGAAGAAGUCGUCCCAGAGAAAGAGCCGGAGGCUGUUGAGGAAGCCGCCAAGGAGGAGGAGGCGGCUCCCGUCACAACAGAAGAGGUUGCUCCAGCUGAAGCCGCCAAGGAGGAGGAAGUGGCUCCAGCUGAAGCCGCGGAAGAGGUUGCUCCAGCUGAAGCCGCCGCCAAGGAGGAGGAGGUGGCUCCAGCUGAAGCCGCCGCCAAGGAGGAGGAGGCUGCUCCAGUUGAGAAAACUGAUGAGUGAAGAGAAGCUAUACAUAUCACAGAAGAUGGCAGUAUUUGAAUCUUUUAUUGGUGGUUAAGUUUUAUUAUUACUAUUAUUAUUAUUAUUAUUAUUUAUUUAUCUUUUAUUGUACUAGUGCUAUCAUUCAAGUUUUUCUAUCUUGGGGUGUUUGAGAGUAAUUUGAAGAGUCCAAUCCAAGUCUUGGAUGAAUAUAUUUCGAGUAAUCAAAGUAGUCUGCUUGGUUUAUUGGAGUUUCAACCUUAUAUUUGAAUUAAUAAAAUUAAGUUAUACUAGUA
This is a messenger RNA of Salvia splendens (bonfire salvia), 855 nucleotides long. RefSeq names its product axoneme-associated protein mst101(1). The transcript is spliced from 2 exons. Bases 134 to 580 code for a protein of 148 amino acids. Lineage: Eukaryota; Viridiplantae; Streptophyta; Magnoliopsida; Lamiales; Lamiaceae. The record is from RefSeq and is a predicted model, not a curated record.